AUGAGGCGUCUGUUGAAGGCUGAGCCCUACCUCGCCCCCCCGUGGGCGCAAAAGCUGAAGGCGAUUCCAAGAGAACGGUACUGUCUUGGCCUGCUGCCAACUCCUGUCCACAAAUGGAAGCCAAAGGGAGUGCCAGGCGAUUUGGACCUAUGGAUCAAAAGGGAUGAUCUUUCAGGCGUCAGCCUGAGUGGAAACAAGGUCCGGAAACUGGAAUUCCUUCUGGCUGAUGCAAAGGCAAAGGGCCAUGAUUGCGUCAUUACGAUUGGCGGCAUUCAGAGUAAUCAUUGCCGUGCCACAGCAGUUGCCGCCCGCUACCUAGACUUGGACAGUCACUUGAUUCUGCGGAACAAUGAGCGUGCAGCACAGAACGACCCUGGGCUUGUUGGUAACUUGCUCGUGGAGCGAAUGGUUGGGGCAACCAUACAUCAGGUUACGAAGGCCGAGUACCAGCGCGUGGGCUCAGAGGCACUUGUUGAGCAGCUAGCCCAACAGCUGAAGGCCGAUGGUCGCAACCCAUAUGUCAUCCCCGUAGGUGGCUCAAACUCGCUGGGAACUUGGGGAUACCUUGAGUGUGUGAAUGAGCUGCAGGCGCAGGUUGGAGGGGAAGGAUUCACGGACAUUGUUGUGGCAUGUGGGAGUGGGGCCACGACCGGUGGGACUGCCCUUGGAGUUCUGCUCAGCGGCUGGCAAGUUGAGGUGCAUUCCUACGGUGUCUGUGACGACGAGGAUUAUUUUUACGAUUUCAUUGAUGGUCUUUAUGCCGGCUUGGGCGCAACCAAAGACGUUAUUGGAAAGGACAGCAGGUCUAUGUUUCAGGCAAUACAGGCAAAGGGAGCAGGAUAUGCCUUGAGCCGUGAAGAGGAACUGCAUACUGUCCAGGAAAUAGCCCUCAGCACUGGCGUGGUGCUGGACCCAGUUUAUUCAGGAAAGGCGGCACAUUGUUUCUUUGAAGACGUGAGGACAUCGCCUGCCAAAUGGAGUGGCAAGAAAGUGCUGUUCAUACACACAGGAGGACUCCUGGGCAUGUAUGACAAGACCGAUCAGCUCCAGCCUAUGGUGGAGGCGCUCGACCGGCACCACAGGUUGCAGGUGCCAUCUUGA
Messenger RNA from Ostreobium quekettii, 1101 nucleotides. Lineage: Eukaryota; Viridiplantae; Chlorophyta; Ulvophyceae; Bryopsidales; Ostreobiaceae. The record is from the annotation of a GenBank genome assembly.